Arachis duranensis is the source of this 632-nucleotide messenger RNA. RefSeq lists its product as uncharacterized. Gene Ontology annotation, cellular component: nucleus. The transcript has 6 exons. NCBI's taxonomy places the organism in Eukaryota, Viridiplantae, Streptophyta, Magnoliopsida, Fabales, Fabaceae. The record is from RefSeq and is a predicted model, not a curated record. The coding region runs from base 114 to 632 and encodes 172 amino acids. Gene Ontology annotation, biological process: regulation of DNA-templated transcription.
UGUCUAGGAUUUAUCUCAUUGUCUAGUCAAAUUGAUCACAUAUAUUCAAAGUAAAAUAUAUCUUAGCUCUUGUUCUUACAAUAAUUUAGUUCUUACUCAAAGUCCUUACAAUAAUGGAAGAUAAAAAAGUUUGCCAUCAGUGUCGUGGAAAAUCUGAAAAUUUUAUGAGAUGUAAGAAUCUGAAAAAGCAAAAACAAUGUAAACUGAAGUUCUGUAAAAGGUGCCUCUUGAACAGGUACGGAUUGAAAAUUGAAGAAGUGGGGCUUUUGGAUGAUUGGAAAUGUCCAAAAUGCCGAGAUAAAUGCAACUGCAGUGUUUGCCUAACCAAAAAGGGUUAUAAACCUACUGGCAAACUGAUCAGGGCAACAAAAUCUGAGGGUUAUGAUUCUGUGUCACAAAUGCUUGACACAAAAGGUGACGAAAUUCUAAAAUCAGUUGCUCCCAUUCAUGAUGAUGAUGAUGAUGAUGAUGAUAUCACCAUAGCAGCGUUAUUAUUGAACGAUAAGGAGACUUCAUCCAAUGGACAAGAGAAAAGAAAGGUAUCUCCUGAAGGCUUUAGAAAGGAAAAGAAAACGAAAAAGAAUGAGUCUCCAUCAAAAGAGAAUUAUAUCGAUUUCAAGCAACAAAUUUGA